AUGAACACUGCAUCUCAGGACAAGGGGACGCGCACAAUUCAUAGUGCUGCGUGUUUGAUCAUCGGAGAUGAAGUUUUGGGCGGAAAGACCAAUUCGGCGUAUCUGGCUAAAUGGUGCUUCUCGCUCGGAAUUAACUUGAAGCGCAUCGAGGUCAUUGAAGACGAUGAGAGCGAAAUCAUAGAGGCGGUCCGCCGCAUGAGUGGUCGCUAUGAUCUUGUCGUCACCAGACAUGACGACAUCACCUAUCAAUCCAUUGCCAAGGCGUUCAACUUGCCAUUAAAGCUGCACGACGAGGCUUUUCAAAAAAUGAAGGUCCUUUCCAGACCUGAUACACUGCCACCAAACUUUGACUGGGAAACCGACUCUCCAGCCCUGCAGGCCAAAUUACGCAUGGUCAGGCUCCCGACAGACGAGAGCCGGGACUUGAAGAGUCAGUUCCUCUUUGUGUCGGACAACCUGUGGGUUCCUAUUGCCGUCGUGAAUGGAAACAUUCACGUGUUGCCCGGUGUUCCCUCACUGUUCCAGACACUGCUCGAUGGGAUGAAACCCUUUAUACUCCCGCGGCUGGUCGAUCCCCAAGGCAAAGGAACCUGCAGACUCUUGAUAUCCACCCCGCUGCCAGAAAGCGCGGUGGCGGCUUAUCUUACAAAACUGGCAGCCAGGGUUGAGCCCAAAGGUGUCAAAGUUGGAAGCUAUCCCAGGUGGGGCAAGAAGUGUAAUACCGUCACACUCGUCGGCAGGGAUCAAGCCUUCCUCGAGACUUUGGUUGCCGAGGUUGAAGAGAACGUUCAGGGGCGUCGUGUUAGUCGGGAGGAUGAAGCAGAUGAUUUGUGA
This is a messenger RNA of Metarhizium album ARSEF 1941, 834 nucleotides long. Its product is annotated as molybdopterin binding domain protein. The record is from RefSeq and is a predicted model, not a curated record. The transcript is spliced from 6 exons. NCBI's taxonomy places the organism in Eukaryota, Fungi, Ascomycota, Sordariomycetes, Hypocreales, Clavicipitaceae. Bases 1 to 834 code for a protein of 277 amino acids.